Messenger RNA from Cajanus cajan (pigeon pea), 1953 nucleotides. RefSeq names its product lysM domain receptor-like kinase 3. Gene Ontology annotation, biological process: innate immune response; protein phosphorylation. The record is from RefSeq and is a predicted model, not a curated record. Gene Ontology annotation, molecular function: transmembrane receptor protein kinase activity; ATP binding. Lineage: Eukaryota; Viridiplantae; Streptophyta; Magnoliopsida; Fabales; Fabaceae.
AUGCUAAUUGGAGAACUUUCUCUUCUCCUCACUCUUUCAUCAUGUGUAACCGUGUUUUCCUUUCAAGCUUCAAUCAAAACAACCUACUUGGAACCUUUCAAAUGCUCCCCUAAGAUCACCACAUGCAUUGCCUCACUCUACCACAUAAACUACGGUCUCGACAUAUACGACAUAGCCACCUUCUACUCAGUUAACACCUCCCAAAUCAAACCUCUAGCGCGUGGCACCAAGCAAGAUUACCUUAUAACAAUUCCAUGUUCUUGCAAAAACACCGACGUUCUUGGCGGAUAUUUCUAUGAAACGACCUACAAGGUGAAGCCUAAUGACACGUUUGUGAAUAUUAACAACGUUACUUAUAGUGCCCAAGCCUGGCCUAUUAACAAAGGUUUGGACCCAGAUGAGGACUUGGCGAUACAUCUUCCUUGUGGGUGUUCAGAAAAAAGUGAUUCUCAAAUUGUGGUCACGUAUACAGUUCAGCAAAGUGAUACAACCUGGUCAAUUGCUACUCUGCUAAAUGCUACGUUUGAUGGCAUGAAGAGUAUGAAUGAAGUUCUGGCUCAGAAUCCCUCAUUCAUAGAUAUUAAUUGGGUGCUGUAUGUUCCCAGGGAACUGAAUGGUUUACCUUCCAAAGGAAAAGAAAAGAAACACACAAUAAUCAUUGGCGUCUUAGCGGGUGUGUCAUUACUUUCAAUUAUUACCCUGAUCAUUCUCAUUGUCGUUCUUAGGAGAUCCAGAGCCAAUGCAACAGCCAAAAAUGAUCAAAGUGCUGUCUCUAAAAGAUCAAUCGCCAAUAGAACUAUUUCCUUAAUGAACCGAGACUUUCAUACAGAAAUUGAAGAUGCAACACCAUUUGAGUCAGAAAGGCCAGUAAUUUAUACUCUAGAGGAGAUUGAAGAUGCUACAAAUAACUUUGAUGAAACCCGAAGGAUUGGAGUAGGUGGAUAUGGGAGUGUAUAUUUUGGAAUGUUAGAGGGGAAGGAGGUUGCUGUGAAGAAGAUGAGGUCCAAUAAAUCCAAAGAAUUCUAUGCAGAACUCAAGGCCUUGUGUAAGAUCCAUCACAUUAACAUUGUGGAGUUGUUGGGAUAUGCUAGCGGAGAUGACCACCUUUAUUUGGUGUAUGAGUAUGUUCCAAAUGGAUCUCUCAGUGAACAUCUUCAUGAUCCUUUGCUGAAAGGUCACCAGCCUCUUUCUUGGUGUGCUAGGUGUCAAAUUGCAUUAGAUGCAGCAAAAGGUCUUGAAUACAUACAUGAUUACACAAAAGCACGAUAUGUGCACCGUGAUAUAAAGACCAGUAAUAUUCUUCUUGAUGAGAAGCUUAGAGCAAAGGUAGCAGAUUUUGGACUUGCAAAGCUAGUAGAACGAACCAACGAUGAAGAAUUCAUAGCAACGAGGCUUGUUGGAACACCAGGCUACCUUCCACCAGAAUCUGUGAAGGAGCUUCAAGUGACUAUCAAAACAGAUGUAUUUGCAUUUGGUGUGGUUCUAGCAGAGUUGAUAACAGGGAAACGCGCACUAUUUCGUGACAACCAAGAAGCCAACAAUAUGAAAACACUUGUUAAAGUUGUUGGCCAAAUAUUCAAGCAUGAAGACCCAGAGACUGUGUUAGCAGACACCAUAGAUGGGAAUCUUCAACGUAGCUAUCCUAUGGAAGAUGUGUAUAAGAUGGCAGAACUAGCUCAUUGGUGCUUGCACGAAGAUCCAAAUGAGAGGCCUGAGAUGAUGGAGAUGCUUGUGGCAUUGUCAAAAAUUGUGAUGUCCUCCAUAGAGUGGGAAGCAUCACUAGGUGGAGACAGCCAGGUCUUCAGUGGGGUAUUUGAUGGAAGAUGAAGACUCUUUCUUACAUGAUAAUUGUAUACUAAAUACUAAUCCUUGUCUUUGCUGCGUUAAUAUAUUAAUUAAUCGGUUGUAUCUAGUCAAAUGUCACUGCCAUUUGGAAUUUUUGCUUUAGUUGUU